AUGACUAUAGUUACAGCAUCUUGCACAAGAUCACCACUAAUGAACUCAUUAGACUGCAGUGUCGAAACGUUGGAUCCUCCUGAAUGUUAUUGUUAUUGUUAUUCGAAUGCAGGGUAUUGCAUUCAUUUCCUUGGACCAGAGUGGCGAGUGAAAACAUGCCUGCUACAAGGAAAUUAUUAAACGAAUUUUGUGUUUAGAAUUACGAUGCAUUGAUAGUGCGUUCAGCGACCAAAGUUACCGACGAGGUACUUAAAGCUGGCAGAAGAUUGAAACUCGUUGGACGUGCUGGUACUGGAGUUGAUAAUAUUGAUAUCAAGUCAGCAACACGAAAUGGAGUCAUUGUCAUGAAGUAUGCGCUACAUUACUUGGCUAUAUACUUGCAUUAUUGGCUGUUUACAGUAGUUGUUAUUAUUUUCUCUUUAGAUAUUCUUCAAAUUCUGCACUAAUACAUUGAGUUAAACCAUCAGCAAUCAGAAAUGUUAAUUUGAAACACUCCCCAAUAUAGCCCAAUCUUUUAGUAAUCUUCUAUUUUAAAUAAUCUACUGUGAUUUUAAACGUUGCAAAUCCGUGAACAUUGCACGGGGGGGGGAGUCUUGGCAACAUUAAGGUCUGACUCCAUCAAAUUCGUUGUGGAGAAACUGAAUGUUUGUGCCGGAGGUGGUUUUUUACAACGUGAAAAUUUUGCGAAAGUCAAAUUACUUCUUUUUCUUUGCGCUUUUGAGUACCACUAUAUAUAGUUAAAUUCUUUGUAUGUUUGCAUGGCGAUAAAAUAUAUAAUAGUUUUGUUUGUGGAAACACCACGUAAAUUUAUUACUGCAAAGCUUUCGAUCGAAAGCUUUGCAAUAAUAAAUUUACGUGGUGUUUCCACAAACAAAACUAUUAUAUAUAUGUAGUUAGUUGACAUUGUAAACCAAUUUGAUAAACCAACAAAUGACCAACUAUUUUGACCAACUUUAGACUCCCCGCAUCACAUGCAGUAGCGACGUCCCUGCACCUCAAGCUGUGGUAAAAAGGUUGGCGGCUAGCAUUUUGAUUUCCAACACACAGUGUUUCAAAUCUCUGUAAAGUAUAAAUCAGCCCAUUCUCGUGUAUGUUGAUAUCUGCCAUUAUACGUUUUAAUUUAGCACACCAAGUGGUAAUACCCUGAGUGCAGCUGAACAUACAUGUGCUAUGAUUAUUUCAUUAGCAAGGUCAGUCCAGUAUAUUUUAUCAUGGUAAUUGCUCUGACUCUUUCACAAUCCCUCAAAUUUGCUUCGAAAAAAACAUUAAAAUCAUGCAGGCGCAAAUUUGAUCGCAAAUUUUGCACAUUCAAUUUGGUCAGUGCCACCUGCAAGUGCAUGACUACUACGUAUAAUGAAGAAAAUAACUUCAUUCUCUCACUUUGAGAGACUCAAUUUGUCUGCUGCACCAGGUUGCUUAAUAAAUUACCCGCAUAUUGAAUCUUAGCCUUCAGGAAAAUAACUUGUUUCGGCUGAGAAUGUUUUGAUGUUCUAGAAAUAUACCUCAGGCAGCAGCGUCGAUGCGCAAUGGAAAAUGGGAUCGCAAGAAGGUAUUGUGCAAU
Paramuricea clavata is the source of this 1561-nucleotide messenger RNA. The record is from the annotation of a GenBank genome assembly. Lineage: Eukaryota; Metazoa; Cnidaria; Anthozoa; Malacalcyonacea; Plexauridae.